GAGGAUUUUAAAGAGGGUCAAGCUAUCGGAGAAUUAUUCAUAGUUGAUAAUAGAUCUGCUACAAAAUCUGUGUCUGUCUUAACUGAUUACAAGCUCGUCCUAUAUUUUUCAGAAGUCUCUCGUGAAAUUGAUCACCAAGGUGACUUGAGUCUAAAGACCCUAGGAACUGUUGCCAGACAUUCUGCAAUCAAAGCCAACACCUAUGAUGGCGCUCAAUAUCUGAUUGAACGGGUAAAGUCUAAAAAUCCUAAAGAAUCAACGGACAUUAUUAAAAUAACAGAAAAGGGCCACGGGGUAUGGAGACUCGACGAAUUUCAUCAUUGUAAAGAAGGUGUUACUCUCGGCCAACUCAAAAAUGCCGCUUUUAGUGGUAUACCGUAUGAUCUCUGGAGUACAAAUUGUCAAGAAGCUACCAAACAAGUUGCCAAUACACAUUCCGCUUCUUCAGCUAGCAAUGAACCAGCAAAAAACCUAG
Messenger RNA from Acaulospora colombiana, 475 nucleotides. The record is from the annotation of a GenBank genome assembly. NCBI's taxonomy places the organism in Eukaryota, Fungi, Glomeromycota, Glomeromycetes, Diversisporales, Acaulosporaceae.